AUGGCGAGCCGCGGCAGGGCGUUCGCGGCCGGCGCGCUGUUCCUGCUGCUCGAGCUCGCGCUGCAGGGCGCCGCGGAGUCGCCGCUCGUGCCGGCGAUGUUCGUGUUCGGGGACUCCCUGGUGGACGUCGGCAACAACAACCACCUGGCCAGGUGCAACGCCAGCUGCAGGGCCGACUAUCCGCGCUACGGCGUCGACCACCCCUGCCACUCGCCGACGGGGCGCUUCAGCAACGGCUACAACUUGGCAGACCAACUAGCCCAGCUGCUCGGCUUUCCCGAGAGCCCGCCGCCUCUCCUCUCCCUGCUCAAGGCGCGCCUCGUUCCGCAGAUGAGCUCGGGCGGCAUCAACUUCGCGUCGGGAGGGGCGGGGCUCCUCGACAGGACCGGUCCCAGAGUGUGUGGUGGGGAGGUGCUGUCCAUGACGGCGCAGGUCGGCAACUUCACGAGCCUCGCUCGACGGUGGCGACGCGAAAACCGGACAACGGCGGCCGACCUCAUCUCCAGAUCCUUGUUCUUCAUCAGCGUCGGCAGCAACGACCUGUUCGAGCACAUCGAUUUCCCCUCGGCCCCGAACCGUAACGACAUCCGGUUCUUGCAGGACCUCGUCGCCUCCUACACGAGCUACAUCAAGGACCUGUACGCCGCCGGGGCGAGGAAAUUCAGCGUGGUGAGCCCGUCGCUGGUGGGGUGCUGCCCGUCGCAGAGGGCGCUGGCGCACGACCCCAGCAAGGGCCCCAUCGGCGUCGACAAGUUCGGCUGCCUCGGCGCGGCGAACAACCUCUCCCGGCAGCUGCACCCCAUGGUGGCCGACAUGCUGCAGGGCCUCAGCCUGGAGCUGCCGCGCAUGAACUACUCCCUCGGCGACGCCGUCGGGAUGGCCGAGUUCGUCUUCAACAGCCCAAGCACGCCGGCCUACAACUUCACGGAGCUUGAGAGGGCGUGCUGCGGCAGUGGGGAAUUCGGCGAGGGUGGGUGCAAUGGCUCGGCUCCCCUGUGCGGGAACCGCAGCAGCUACGUGUUCUGGGACAGGUUCCACCCGACGGAGGCCGCGUCGGCGGUCACCGCUAAGGAGCUCUUCGUCGACACCGGGCUCUUCGUGCGCCCGAUCAACGUGCAGCAGCUGGUGGCGCCGCAACCAUAAGUACACGUA
Panicum hallii is the source of this 1152-nucleotide messenger RNA. RefSeq names its product GDSL esterase/lipase At5g55050-like. The coding region runs from base 1 to 1143 and encodes 380 amino acids. The transcript has 5 exons. Gene Ontology annotation, molecular function: hydrolase activity, acting on ester bonds. The record is from RefSeq and is a predicted model, not a curated record. Lineage: Eukaryota; Viridiplantae; Streptophyta; Magnoliopsida; Poales; Poaceae.